Hymenoscyphus albidus is the source of this 2962-nucleotide messenger RNA. The record is from the annotation of a GenBank genome assembly. NCBI's taxonomy places the organism in Eukaryota, Fungi, Ascomycota, Leotiomycetes, Helotiales, Helotiaceae.
AUGGCAUCACACAGCAAGCUCAGCCGCGCGGAUAGCGCUACUGAAGGCAAUAUUAAUUUGAGUUCCUGCAGCUCAUCUGACACCUCCGUCGAGCCAUUUCCUGUAUUUGACCCAUCGGUGGGGACCUACAACGAGUUUGAGCCUCAAGUCUUCUCCUCGGUAACGAUAUCCAAGUCACCCAAAGCUUGAUCUUGAACUUCGACUGACUGACACCUUCCAGCGCCAAGGUUUGAACGUGAACGAACACACAGCUGUCUUCGAGCGGGAGCCGGAAAUUUACGAAUCCCAAGUCGUGGCAUUGCACGAACCAGCAGCACCCAGACAACAGCCCCAACUUGAUCAGCCUGUUGACUUCAACAACAACCACUAUACUGGCACCCACGGAGGCACUGGCUUCGUUCCCACCGUCAUCCAGACCCCUCUCGCGAAUGCCACCCCUCCUAUGAACUUCGAGAGAACCACUGGUCGUCCCCUUGGUGAUCCUGUAGUCUUCCAAAAUUACUACUACACUGGCCCUCACCGAGGCACCGACUUCCGUCCAAGGGUCACAUUUACUCCUUUUGCAGAUGCCCCUCCUCCCGUGAACACAUACAGAAUAUUUGGUCCCGCACUUGGCCAGCCUGUAGGCUUCGGCAACAACCACUAUACUGGCCCCAACCGAGGUACCGGCUUCCGUCCCAACGUUACUUUUACGCCCUUUGCAGAUGCCCGUCCUCCUGUUCACACUUUCAGAACCUUUGGACGACCGGUUUCGGAGGCAGCAAAUUCACCAAGUCGACUCAAUCCUGCGACCCCGGCGUUUGUUCCGCGGGCCUCGCAAAACCCUGGUGCUCAUUUCAACCACCCUCGGCCAGUGAACAACAUCUCGCUUAGCAACAUGACUCCUAACAGCGCCCCUGCUCCCAACUCUUCUCAUGCCAGUCAUGUUCACUAUCCCAACCAGAACUUUGACCAAUGUGGUCACCCAUACACACAAUAUGGUCUUGUUGCUAACCCAAAUCGCAACCUUGCUCAUCAUGCUGGCCCUGCUCCAAAUUAUGGUCCUGUUGCUAUCCCAAAUCGUAACCUUGCUCAUCAUGCUGGUCCAUCUUCAGGUUAUCCCUUUGGCAUGAAUCCAAAUGAUAACUUCAACCGUAACGUCGAUCACCUUGCUGGUCCAUCUUCAAGUUAUCCACCUGAAGUCAAUCCAACCGAUAACUUCAACUAUAACGUUAGUCAGUUCGCUGGUCCAUCUUCAAAUCAUUACCCUGGCGUCAACCCAAACGAAAACUUCAUCCAUAACGUCGAUAACUUUGGUGGUCCAUCCUCGGGUUAUAUCCAUGUUGCCAAUUCAAAUCACAACUCUGGUCGGCUUGUUGGCCCAUCUUCAAGCCAUGGCCCUGUUGCCAACCUACACCAAAACUUGAACCAUAACGUCGGCUAUUUCGGUAACACGGCUUCAAACCCUGGCCCUCUCCUCAACCCCAACCAUAACUUCGACCAUCCAGCUAACACGGCUUCGAGUUCUGCUCCUCCUCCAACCAAUUUGAACUCUAGCCACGGUCCUCUUGUCCGUCUGGCUAUGCUUCCCAACCCUUUCAACAUGCUUGCUUCAUCAUCUCGCUCAUCCGGAAAUGAUGAAUUCUAUUUCAAAGACAUGGUUCCGACUGCUCCUCGAGCUAUGAGAUUGAAGCGAUGUGACAACUGCCAGCACAUGCACCGUGAGAUGGAUCGCUGCCAUGGUAAACCACACCGGCUUGAAAACCACAGCAUGAGUCUCGUUCCUUCUGGCCAUCCCCAGGUUAGGAGUUAUUUCACUCGAAAGGAUAAGAAGCUCAAGGACAUUGUCAUCACUCAUGAUGGUAUCUAUUACAAUGCCAUUCGCAUCGAAGAAAUACACCUCCCCAAUGGCAAGGUUGAUAGAAAGGAGUUCAACGAAUUUGAUCCAGAGAAUGGCUAUGACUUCUUGGAAGCCCUUGCAAAGAUGACCGAGAGUGAACGGGCUCAGUUCUUUCAAGACAAAUAUGCUGAGAUCGUCAUUGGUGGACCUUACCUCAAUGCAAUGGAGGACGAUACGGAAGGAAUUGCUGAUUACUUCAAAGAGAAUGAAAAGAUGGACACCCCGGCUGCUGCUAAAUUCUUUGCGAGCCUAGCUGCCGACCCCACCGGUAAUGCUAAGGGAAAAGGAAAGGAGGUUACACCUGUCACUGUUGAUUUUAUACCCCUUUCGGUCUUGGACAAUGUUGAAAAGUUGGGUCUGGACUUCAAACAAAAUGUCCGCAACCUGUUCGUCCGCAUCAUCUUUCCACCUCGAGAGAACCAGAUGUUCCGCCCAUUCUCACAUCCUUUCAUCGACCACCCCGCACUGGCUGAGGCACAUAUUUUCCGUGAUGACCGUGGUGCUCUUGAUACUGGCAGCACUCCCAUCUUUUGGCACUUGACACAACUAGUCUGGGCCCUCAACGAUUUUACCAGCAUCGGUAAUCUCAACAUCACCUUGGAAACACCUGCCAGCGGCAACAAACCCAUCACGCUCGAUGAAUUGGAUCAUGUCCUUCCGUUUUACGACUUGGAGAGCUUCAGCAGAUGGCAAGUCUGGUACACUCAUAAUUGGAUGACCCAUCCAGAGAGGGUAUCGGCUUGGCCAAUGGAGCAACUGGCCAGCGAAUGGCUGAAGAUUUGUCUUCAGCGAGAUAUGUGGCAUUAUAAGGAGAAUGCCACAUACAUUCGUCGGAGCCAGUUUGCUCCCCCUGUUGUUGCUCGGGCUCCUGCACAAGGAGCUCCUUUCUCGAGCGGUAGUGCUCCACGCCGGGGCGCUGCAGGAGGUGGUGAGGGUCCUGCGGGACGUGAUGUUCUUCCUCCUUGCCGAGGAGGACAUCACCCUCGCGGUCCUCCCGCCCAAUGUGGAGGCCUCGGUCGCCGUGGGGGCUCCGCUCGUGGAGGUCCUCGUCGUGGUGGUAGCGGAGGGGGAAGACGUCGGUAA